Molecule: messenger RNA, 840 nt
Organism: Centruroides sculpturatus (bark scorpion)
Lineage: Eukaryota; Metazoa; Arthropoda; Arachnida; Scorpiones; Buthidae
Product: sensory neuron membrane protein 2-like
Exons: 6
Coding region: 1-840 (279 amino acids)
Cellular component (GO): cytoplasm; membrane
Molecular function (GO): scavenger receptor activity
Source: RefSeq, a predicted model, not a curated record
AUGGUUGAAAAAACUGCCGAAGAGAAAGAAAUUUUCAAGAAAGGUUAUUAUGGAUUUUUAAUGGUCAUUAUAGGUCCUAUCACUUUCUUCUACUUUAAGGAUUUAAUGGAGUUUAUAAUUCAGCAGAAUAUGAAGCUAAAAGAAGGCGAUAUUAUAGUCGAAAAUUGGUCUAAUCCACCGAUGGGAAUUUAUGCUCAAAUUUACAUGUUUAACAUUACUAAUCCUGACGAUGUUCCACAGGGUAAAGUUCCUGUACUUAAAGAAGUUGGACCCUUUGUUAUGCAGCUUAGAAUAAAGAAACUCGUAUAUAAAUGGAAUAAAGAUGCAGAAUCACUUGAAUAUAAACAGAAGUUAGCAUUUUUUGUGGAAGAUAAAUUAUCAGAUAAAUCAGUGAACGAAACGAUAUAUCUCCUUAAUAUGCCCGCUGUGGGUGCGGCUAGUUUAUUAAAAGAAUCGGGAUUAGCAUUUCUUACAAGUGGUAUUUUCAACAGUAUUAUGGAAGAAGAGACAUUGAUUCAGAAAACCACAGUGAGAGGAUUAAUAGCAGAAGGAUUGAAAGUACAGUUUCUAGAUUCAUUAACGAAAAAACCAUUUCUGAGUUUCCUUAAAGACACUUUUGACGCUGUUCUAAAAAAUGGAACCGUUAAUAUUCUUUAUCUGAUGAAUCGAACUGAACCAAUGAAAUUUGAGGUUGCAACCGGUUACAAAGAUGGCUAUUCGAUGGGGGAAGUUCUUGCAUUUGAAGGACAAAGAAAAAUGAGUAAAUGGGGAAAUGAAUAUUGUGAUAUGAUUAAUGGCUCCGGUAAUAUAACUUUUCAUUAUAUAAAUCACUUUCAUUAA